UUAACUAGUUCAAGUAAGUUGACUCAUUUAACUGCCUGUGUUCAUGCGUCGGCUGCAUUGUUAUAUCCAAUGUACUGGCAACACAUUUACAUCCCAGUGCUUCCUCCACAUCUUCUGGACUACUGCUGUGCACCGAUGCCUUACCUUAUUGGCGUCCACUUAAGUCUAAUAGAGAGAGUAAAAAAUAGAUCACUGGAGGAUGUGGUUUUGCUAAAUGUUGACACAAACACUCUAGAAACCCCAUUUAAUGACCUGAACAACCUACCUGGUGAAGUGGUCUCGGCCUUGAAAAAUAAACUGAAAAAGCAGUCUACAGCUACGGGGGAUGGAGUAGCCAGGGCUUUCCUUCGGGCCCAGGCAGCACUGUUUGGAUCCUACAGAGAUGCACUAAGAUAUAAACCAGGGGAGCCUAUAACUUUCUGUGAGAAUAGUUUUGUGAAGCAUCGUUCCAGUACUACUAAGCAGUUCCUGGAAACUGCUGUUAAUCUUCAACUAUUCAAGCAGUUUAUUGAUGGUCGACUAUCAAAACUAAAUGCAGGAAGAGGAUUCUCUGAUGUUUUUGAAGAAGAAAUCACAGCAGGAGGUUUUUGUAGAGGAAAUUCAAGAUCUUAUCAGCAAUGGAUGCAUACAGUGAAGAAAGGCGGUGCACUGAUCAACACAGCAAUGACCAAAGCUACUCCAGCUGUGAAAACAGCAUAUAAAUUUGCAAAAAAUCAGGCAAAGCAAGGAAUAAAAGAAGUGAAGAGUAAGUUAAAACACAAGGAGAGUGAGGAAGAGUCUGGAACUUGCAGUGCUGGUGCAGCGCAGGCUGUUCCCGUCUAUACAACGCAUUAUGAGAAAAGAGCAAGCUCAGAAAAACGAAGACUGGCACAGACUCGUUUCAACCAGUGUCUCAGUCACCAGGAUUUUGCAGUGGAUGAAGAUGAUGAUGAUGAAAUGGAGAGAACAAGCAAGUUGUCAUCAGAAGACAGUGAAGAAGCUUCUGCUUGCUUUUAUGAUAGUGAUGAUUCUGGUGAAACUGGAAUAACUCCUCAGCAUCAAGGAGAAAUGGAUUUGCUUGGGGAAAUUUUGGACACGCUGAGCACACACAGUUCUGAUCAAGGAAAGCUCUCAGGAGCUAAGAGCCUGGAUUUCUUUAGGUCAAUGGAUGACAUUGAGUACAAGACGGCGAACAAGUCGAAUGCACCUAGUGAGAGCAACCUUACCCUGCUCUGCAGCAGUGCUGGUGAUCAGGCAGAGUGGAACCUCGGUCAGGAUGACAGUGUCCUCCAUGGGAAGCAGCUCCCUCCAUCGCCAAGGAAACAAGUUUCUUCUGGCGGCCAUAGAGGGUCUCUCUCAAGGCUGGAAGAAGAGAGUGGUGACAAAACCUGUAUUACUGGCAAGAUGGACACCACUAGUAUGACAUCCUCAUCUCCAGUACGAUCAAGUGCCCAGUUUACUUCUCUAGAAAGUUUGAAAGCAGACUAUUCUUCCUGUAAGCGUGCAAAGCAGAAUGAAACACUAAGCAAUACCUCAGAAGAUCAUCUCCCAGCAAGUCAUGGUCAACAUCCAUCCAUUUUGGUCCCUUGGGAAAAAGGUGGGAAGGAAGGAAAUGAAACUCCAGAAGAGGGUGGACUUCUUCAGGAAGUGGUGUCAUUAUGUAAACUGAGUUCUGCUUUUCAUUAUGGUUUAAGUAUUUCAAAGGAUAGCUUAUCCAGCAGUAGCAGUGGAAAUAAAAUGUAA
Messenger RNA from Apaloderma vittatum (bar-tailed trogon), 1722 nucleotides. It is a transcript of the gene DENND1B, whose product is annotated as DENN/MADD domain containing 1B. The record is from RefSeq and is a predicted model, not a curated record. NCBI's taxonomy places the organism in Eukaryota, Metazoa, Chordata, Aves, Trogoniformes, Trogonidae. Gene Ontology annotation, molecular function: phosphatidylinositol phosphate binding; guanyl-nucleotide exchange factor activity. The transcript has 14 exons. Gene Ontology annotation, cellular component: nuclear speck; intracellular membrane-bounded organelle; cytosol. The annotation marks the transcript as partial. Gene Ontology annotation, biological process: endocytic recycling; endocytosis.